CUCUUUCUCUCUCUAGAAAAAAAAACCAUUUUUCGAAGAAAAAAACAAAAGAAAAAAGGAACCCACUGAAAGAGACGGAUCCGGAAGAAUACGAACCAGAAUAUAACCGUAAACCCUAGCCCUAGCCCAGCCGCGACUCACCUUACCCACCGCCUCUCUCUCUCUCUCCACCUCUCUCACUCUAAAGCGAGUUUUCCAAUUAGGGUUAGGGUUUUUUCGUUAGCUGCAUGUUAAGGGUUGGAGAAUCAUAGGUCGAUUGGGAUUUGGGAUUUUUGAGAAAUUAGGGUUGGAUUGGGUUAGGUUUAGGGAUAGGAUUUCGGCGAUGGAAUUUGUGGUCGGUUGUGGGUCGGGGGGUUGUUGGCGAUGACCGGAGGCCGAUGUCACGAGAAGAAGAAGAUGAUGGGUAGGGGUGCGGACGGAGGUUGCGGCACCGAGGAGAGGCCUUGCCCAAUUCCUAGGGUUCGGCCCAAAAUUCCGGCUACCCAACUGGAAAUUCUAGAGAAGUCGUCGAGCUCUUUGAGAAUUGAUUUUUUCUCGCAGGCUAGGAAGGCUUUGUGUGAGCGCUCUCCUUUUGAUGUUCCUGAGGACGGCUCAUCUUCGAGUGUGCCCACCACCUUGCCUAGGGGUUUGGCUAGCUUCUUGUCGAGGCAGUCGGAUAGUCGAAAGCGGCAUAAGAAGUCGCAUGCCGGCGCUGAGAAGAAGAGUUUUCGGCAGAGAGAGAGGUCCCGGGGUAAUAACAUUUGGGUGGAGACUGAGGACUACUUUAGACCAUUGACACUGCCUGAUAUUGAUGCGUUGUCUCAGGUAUCCGAGCUUAGUAAUUUAGCUUCUCACAAGUGUUUUUCGAUUCCGGUUGUGGGAAAUGUUCCGAGGCGGAAUGCGAAUGAGAACGUUAAUGCAAACGGAGUUGUUGUCAGUGAGGAGGAUGCAAAUGGCGGUAAGUCAAAUUGUGUUGUUGUCAAGGAUGAAGGUAUAAAUGGGGGGAAUGCACAUGAUGCCAUUGUCAUGGAUGAGAAUGCAAACGAUCAGAAUGCUAAUGAUGGUGUCGUCAAGGCUGAGUGUGCAUAUGAAUGGAAUGCCAAUUCGGUUGUAGUUGAAAAAGUGAAUGAGAAUGGUGGAAAUGAAAAUAGGGUUGUCGAAGACGAGGUUAAGACAGAGAAGGAUGAACAUUCCAUGGAAAUAGAUAGUGUGGGAGCUUCUGGGUUGCCCCCUAGUGGUCUUGAGUGGCUUUUAGGGUACAGGAAUAAGAUUUCUUUAACAUCAGAGCGCCCGUCAAAGAAGCGGAAGGUUCUAGGUUCUGAUGCAGGAUUGGAGAAAGUGUUAAUAGCGGCUCCAUGUGAUGGGAAUUCAUCUUUAUGCCAUUUCUGCUGCAUGGGUGAUGCAGGGAACGAGUCAAACCCAUUGAUUGUCUGUAGUUCUUGUAAGGUUGGAGUUCAUCAGAAGUGCUAUGGAGUACUAGAGAAUGUAGAUGCUUCAUGGUUAUGCUCUUGGUGUAAGAAGAAGACUGAUACUAGUGAUUCAGUAAAGCCAUGUGUGCUUUGCUCAAAGCAGGGUGGCGCUUUAAAGCCAAUUAUUAAGAGCGUUGAAAAUGGUGGAUCUAUGGAUUUUGUUCACUUGUUUUGCUGUCAAUGGAUGCCUGAGGUUUAUAUAGAGGACUUAGCAAAGAUGGAGCCUAUCAUAAACGUUGGAGGAAUAAUUGAAACCCGCAGAAAGUUAAUAUGUAACAUAUGCAAGGUGAAGUGGGGCGCUUGUGUUCGGUGCAGUCAUGGAACUUGCAGAACUUCGUUUCAUCCAUUAUGUGCGAGGGAGGCAAGACAGAGAAUGGAAAUUUGGGGAAAAUAUGGGUGCGAUAAUGUUGAGCUGAGGGCCUUUUGUUCAAAGCACUCAGAAGUACCAGGUAACAACAACAGUCAAUUAGUAUCUCCCUCUGUCUCUGCUGACAAGAACUCAAAUGUCUCCAACCAUCUUCCUAUGGCAUUGUCAGAAAACAAAUUACCCAAGUUAAGGAUAGGCCCUAGAAAUGGUGAUAAAACUGCAGUACCUAUUGAGGCUCUAGAUAUUACUUCUGACAAAUCGGGUGAUAGUGAAUCACAGGAGAUAGUGUUUCCUAUUCCAAGAUUAAAUCCUAGGCUGACAUCGGAGUGUGGUAAUGCACAGCCGAUGAUUAAUGCAGGGGCAUUUGAGAGAAGCAAAGAGGAUGUUAAUGCUUCUAAUUCCCUUAAAUUUUCUCUGAUUUUAAAGAAGCUGAUUGAUUGUGGAAAAGUUAAUGUGAAGGAUGUGGCAUUGGACGUUGGUCUCUCACCUGAUUCUUUAUCUGCAUCACUUGCUGAUGGUACUAUGGUGCCUGAUGUGCAAGGAAGAAUAGUUAAAUGGCUAAAAGACCAUUCUAACUUGGAUUUAAAGCAGAAAAAUGGAAAAAUGAAAUUAAGAUCAGCAAUGUCAUCCAUGGCUGAGUUUGGGGAUUCUGAUGGCUCUGAAGCUGCUUCAUUAUCGGAGUCUGAUAUGGCAGAUGUAGCUGUUAAGUCAGUACCCCCACGGAGAAGAACCAAAAGCAGUAUUAGGUUUCUGAAGGAUGACAAAGUAAUAAGCUCAUCCAAGGGGAUCUUUAAUGACAAUGGCACAUUGGACAAGAUUAAGGUUGAUCAACCUGUCACUGAUGAACAAGAAAAUUUAAGUAGAGUGUCUGUCCCUGAUCCUGUUGAGAAGAAUCCAACAGAGGCCGAUGUGUUUCAACAUUCUUUGAUGACACAUUCACCUAGAUCAGAAGGUCUUUUAGCUAAACCCUUGAAUUGCAGCCUUUUGCAAAUGGGUCAAGAGCAGUUGGGUACUAUUCCUUUGCAGGGUACCUCAGCAAUUGCAAAUGAAGGUCAAUCGUUUUCAGUUGCAAAACCGGUUAUUCCUGAAUUCAAUAAAUCUGAGGCUGAAGUUCCUGGUUUUUAUGUCCAUCCAUAUAUUGAAAAUAAGUUGUUGCAGAUGCAGACUGGGGUGUCCUUAGAAAAUUCAAUAUAUGGUUCAAGUGAGGGAGAAAUUUCACGUCUGGAGGCAUCCUCCCAUGCAAGUGUUUGCUGUAAUCACCAAAAUAAGCAUCCAAAAUGCUGUGACAUCAUUUUUAAAUCCGAUGAGAUGAAACUAGAACAGUUGGUUAAGGCUCGAAAAAUGGGAGUUCUAGAAAUCUGUCCAGGUGAUGAAAUGGAAGGAGAGCUUAUUUAUUACCAGCAUAGGUUGCUCAACAAUGCGAUUGCAAGAAAGCAUUUUACUGAUAAUUUGGUAUCUAAUGUUGCUAAGAGUCUUCCAUUGGAGAUUGAUGCAGCACGGAGGCAAAAAUGGGAUGCUGUACUCGUUAACCAGUAUCUUUGGGAGCUUAGGGAGGCAAAGAAGCAGGGUAGGAAGGAGAGACGGCAUAAAGAAGCACAGGCUGUGCUAGCAGCUGCAACUGCUGCUGCUGCUGCCUCUUCUAGGAUUUCAUCAUUUAGGAAAGAGGUUCUUGACGAAUCUUCCCAUCAGGAGAAUGUGACGAAGUUGAAUACUUCUAGUGGGAGGUCCAGCUUUUCCUCACAGAUGAUGCCGCGACCUAAAGAGACAUUUCCGAGGGUGGCUGUUCCCCGGAUUUCUGUGGAAAAACACUCUGGUUUUGUUCAUUCAGUCACUGAUUCUUCCAAAGAACAUCCUAGAUCUUGUGACAUCUGCAGACGUUAUGAAACGUUGUUAAACCCGAUCUUAGUCUGUUGUAGUUGCAAGGUUGCCAUUCACUUGGAUUGCUAUCGUAGGACUAGAGAAUCUACAGGUCCAUGGUAUUGUGAAUUGUGUGAAGAAAUGUCAUCAACUUGUAUUGCUGGUGCUCCUGUCAAUUUUUGGGAGAAAGAUCAUUUUGUUGCAGAAUGUGGUUUAUGUGGUGGCAAAACAGGUGCAUUUAGGAAGUCUUCUGAUGGUAAAUGGGUACAUGCCUUUUGUGCCGAGUGGAUCUUUGAGUCAACAUUCAGAAGGGGGCAAGUAUCUCUCAUUGAGGGAAUGGAGACGAUUUCUAAGGGGCUUGAUUUUUGUUAUAUCUGCCGACGCAAAUGUGGUGUCUGCAUAAAAUGUAACUUUGGCAAUUGUCAGUCAACAUUUCAUCCUUCCUGUGCUAGAAGUUCUGGUUUUUACAUGAAUGUGAAAACUUUCGGUGGAAAGAUCCAACACAAGGCAUACUGUGAAAAGCAUAGUGUUGAGCAGAGGACGAAGGCUGAAACACAAAUACAUGGAACUGAGGAGUUAGAGAACCUCAGGAAAAUCAGAGUUGAACUGGAGAGGGUACGACUACUUUGUGAUAGAAUCAUCAAACGAGAAAAAGUAAAGCGGGAACUGCUCAUUUGUUCACAUGACCUUCUUGCUGUCAGGAGAGAUCAUGUUGCUCGGACAGUGCUUGUUAAUAGUCCUUUACUGCCACCUGAUGUUAGUUCUGAAUCAGCUACAACAUCUCUUAACGGACAUACAGAUGAUUACAAAUCAUGCAGUGAUGCAAUUCAAAGAUCAGAUGAUGUGACUGUAGAUAGUACAAUUUCUGUGAAGCGGCGGAGAGUUCCUAUAACUAUUGACAAUGACCCAAAAACAGAUGAUGACAGCUCCACAUCCCAAAACCAUUCUACCAAAAAGCUCUUGGAGAGGCCACAAGUUUCUGAUAAACAUAUUCCUUGUGGAGCUUCUAGUGCUGCAACUUGUAAGCUUUCGGAAGAUGGAGGAUGGAGGUCAAAAUCUAGGAAGCAUGCCGAGACUUUUGAGAAAGAACUGGUAAUGACAUCGGAUCAAGCAUCGAUGAAAAAUAUGAAAUUACCCAAAGGAUAUGCAUAUGUUCCUGCUGAUUGCAUUCCAAAUGAAAAGCAGAUCAACCAGGAUGCUUGUUCUGGUGAACAACCGCAAGGAGACGGGUAGUGUCAGAAAACUUCCUCCUUGUGUUUAAUCUGCCUUUGUGGAGCUCAAAAGUAAUAGAGGACAAGCAUUCUCUGCCCUCCAUCCCAUGGCAUCACCUUGCCCUUCCUGGCCUGGAAACCACCACGUUUCUUGGUUUCAAAGGGAAAUGGCCGAGUGGAAGCAGGAGGUUAGGUCAUCGCCUUGUGCGUAAAGAUUUCACGUCCUAAUUUCGGAUGUGUGUAAGUUUUGGCAUCGUUGUAUAUUCUUGUGAGAGUUAACUGUACAGUGGGUGAGUUUCUUCCAUUUACAAGUGUUGGAAGGCAGCGUGGGUUUUUCUUGUGUUUGUUAGGACUAAAGAGAAGCUCUGCUUGUAAACAGGUGUACAAGAAGCUCUGCCUGCUCUGUAAAGUUAUUGUAUAUAUCCUUACAAUACCAAUCCCCCGGAUGCAUCAGAUUAAUGGAAUCGAGCGUUUAAUAUUUGAGCCGUGUCGUUUUUAUUUUCCUAGUUGAAGUUUUGUCCAACUGACUCCAGUUUGUAUGUUGGAUGCUGGUAACUUAGAGGAAUAAAUACAAUUCUUAUGAUUAA
Malus domestica (apple) is the source of this 5470-nucleotide messenger RNA. RefSeq lists its product as uncharacterized. The record is from RefSeq and is a predicted model, not a curated record. NCBI's taxonomy places the organism in Eukaryota, Viridiplantae, Streptophyta, Magnoliopsida, Rosales, Rosaceae. Gene Ontology annotation, biological process: regulation of transcription by RNA polymerase II.